GCGUAUUUCCGACCGCCAUUUUCUUUGACAUCUCGAGAAAGAGUUGUAAGGCUGAUUAAAUCAUGUCUUCUUCAGAACCUGAGCAGCUGCGAAAAAUUUUCGUUGGUGGUCUUAAUCGCCGAACAACAGAAGAAAGUUUGAACGAGUAUUUUUCUGCAUGGGGGAACAUCGUAGACUGUGUUAUAAUGCGCGAAGGCAAGAAUGGGCCUUCGCGUGGAUUCGGAUUUGUCACUUUCGACAACGCUCAAGCUGUUGAUGAUUGUUUGAAAGUGAAAAACCACGAGCUUGAUAACUGGGAAAUUGAACCAAAACGUUCGGUUCCUAAGGGCGAAGCUCAGUCGAGAACACGAAAGAUUUUUGUCGGCGGGUUGGCAAGCACAGCCACAGAGGAAGAUGUGGAAGAGUAUUUCACCGGCUUGUGUACAAAGUUCGGCAAGGGAAAAAUAUUAGAUAUCGACCUCAAAAGAGAUAAAGAAAAUCCCAGUCGACUUCGUGGCUUUGCAUUCGUCACUUUUGACAAUGAAGAAGUAGUUGAGAACAUUUGUUCGAUCAGUUUCCAUCAAAUAAAGCUCAAGCAAUGUGAAGUUAAGAAGGCGGAAUCUCAGGCAACCAUGAGGAAGAAGGAGGAACAAGAAUUGAAAGAGUCACGGCGCUCAAACGGAGCACUGAACACUCCCAGCUCUGAAGGAAAUUUUGGAGGUCCUGUCAGCAGUGGGGGUGGUAAUGGUGGUAGUUUUGGGGGUGGUGGAAUGGCUGGUACUGGUGGCAUGGCUGGUACUGGUGGCAUGGGUGGUUUUGGGGGUGGUGGGUUCAGUAAUCCUGCUGCAGCAGCUGCUGCGUUGAUGAGUGGAUUCAAUCCGGCAGCCUUUGGUGGGUUUGGUCCUGGAGCAAUGGGUAAUUUUGGUCCCGGGUUUGGGUUCAAUGGUAUGGGAUUUGGUGGUUUUGGGCCAGGCUUCUUUGGUGGCUUUGGAGGGUUUGGCCCUGGUGGUUUUGGAGGGGGAGGUGGAGGAGGAGGGGGUGGUGGGACUGGAGGUUUUGGAGGUGGAAGUGGGUAUGGUACUGGGAGUGGUGCAAGUUAUGGAGGAGGGGGAGCCUCUGGAAGAAGUCAUUCCCAUAGUAGUGCUAGUAAUUACGACAAGGAUAAUUACAAUGAAGUUCCUUAUGGUAUGGGAGAUGUCAAGGGCAGCAUGGCUGGUGAGCGUAAUGUCUCCUCAGCUAUGGAGGGCUCUAGUGGUACUGGUGGAAGUUCUGGUGGUGGCUAUGAAGGAAUGAACAACCCAAUGGCUUCUACCUAUGGUGGCUAUCCUGGAUUUGGCUUUGGAGGCUUUCCUUCCAUGGGUGAUUGGAACCAGUUUGCUGCGGCAGCUGCUGCUGCAAGUGGUGGGGUUGGGGGAUCAGGAGGAGGAGCCGGUGAUUAUCAAAUGGGGAGCUACGGCCAGAUGAAUUCCAGCUAUGGUCCUGCCAAUCGUAUCAAUAGUCGUGGUGCAAGUGGAGUCGACAAAAAUAAUAGAGGGUUCAGACCUUACUGAGGUGAGAUAAAUAUGCUUGUUGUAAGUUACUGUAAUUUGUGUUCAGUUUGAAAUGGUUGUAAACUCCAUCCACAGUUGUGCUUCACUUAAGGAAAAUGAAAUAAGAUUUUGCAAUAUUUGCACCUAAGCAUGAAUUUAAAGUUGUCAUCAGAAAAUAUGGUAUUUUUAAUUUUUCAAAAAGAUUUCUUGAACAUGAAGAUCAUUGUCAUCUAAAGAUCAACAUCAUCCAAAUUGUGACAACAUAUUUCUACCCAGGAUGUACACAAUUAAACAUGGCUUCUCCAAAACUGGAGCUCUAACUUGAUUCUGUUCGAAAGCAUUUUAGUACUUACAUACCGCUGCAGAUUGAUGAUGAUUCAUCUGUUACACAGAGUAAAUAAAUGAAGUUAUAAAAACAUUCUUUUACUGAAAAUUUGAAAUGAUUCAUUCCAGGAAUAGAAGAGUACAGUAAGUAUCUGAUGUUCUCUAGUGAUGUUUUAAUAUUUGUAUUUCUAUGUUGUUAUGUAAUUUGGUUGUAAAGUUUUAUCUUGAUUUUAUUAGUCUUUCUUGUCCAAAGGUAUGCCUGAUAAUUUUAAAUGUUUCUGUGUUAAUGUAACAAGGAGAGAUGUUACUUACAAUUCGAUAAGAUUUUUAUUUGAAGAAACCAUGACUGAUGCUACACCAUAUAAUAUUGUUGUUUUAAGGAGUAUUUCCAAUAUUUUGUAUUUAUAAUUUUUAUUUAUUUAUAAUUUGUUUAUUGAAUUAAAAUGCUUUUAUCCAAGCCAUUAGAGGGAAAGGCAUUGUUAUACGCAGGACAGCUCUUACUUUCACUCACUAACAGUGUGUGCUUUUAAUGCAGGUUAAUCGUAGCUGCAGUAAGUAACAGACAGGAAGUACUGAACACAUUUGAAACAGCAGAGUAGACAGGCAUUCACAGCCACUGCAUCUUAUUCAGAAGCUUGGAAGUGUAUAGUGUAUAAUGAAUAGAGAAACUGCUGCUGUAGACUUGAGAUGUAGAAAAUGACGCUUCUAGAAACAGAUGAACUCUUACUCACGAAGGAGGUAAAAUUAUAGUAAGCUGGACUUUGAAGUGAAUCAUAGCUGCAUUACCAAACAGAAGUAAAUACUUGUAUGGUCAAAACAAUUGUUUUUAGCACAGCUUACCACUUGAUAAAAUGUUUGAGAUAUGUUGCUUGUGAAUUGUAACAGUCAAUCAGAUUUACUUCAGCUGUGUGCAUGAGAUUACCUAGACCAGUUAUUAGUCAAUAAAAUAUUUCUCAUAAAUCUCCUAAGUUAGCACAAAGUCAGCUCUUUGUUGUUUAGAAACAAAUGUGUGAUAUUUCCCAUUUUAGAGUAGUUUCCAUCUGCUCAUUGUAUGUAUAUAAGGUAAAAGUGUGGUAGAAUCUUGAAAAAUAACCUACUCAUGUAGCAUAGAGCAAUGGAUUUUACUGUAGUAUCAUUGCAGCGUUCUUCUCUGACGUUUAGACCUCGGUGCUAUAGGGUAGGGUAGUAAAUAUUAGUUGUAAAUGAUUUGGCAGUUAUCUAAGGGUACAACCAGGAGAAUGUAGAUAACAUGCAACUGGUUUGUGUUGACGUUGGUGCCUUAAUAGACUAAAAUACUCCAUUUUAGAAUAGUAAUUAUUAUCAGAAAUAGUUAGCAAACUUGUAUGGAUAACCAUACAGACAUCUUGAAUUAGUUACUUGUAUUAAAUAUAUGAAAAUAGA
This is a messenger RNA of Stylophora pistillata, 3233 nucleotides long. RefSeq lists its product as uncharacterized. The record is from RefSeq and is a predicted model, not a curated record. Gene Ontology annotation, molecular function: mRNA binding. Gene Ontology annotation, biological process: regulation of translation. NCBI's taxonomy places the organism in Eukaryota, Metazoa, Cnidaria, Anthozoa, Scleractinia, Pocilloporidae.